AUGGAGUGUAUAAUAGGUAUCAAGAUGAACGAUUUUGUGUUGUUAGCGGCCGACAUGCGGUGCGCUCACUCAAUUCUUACCAUUAAACACGAUGAGCGCAAGAUGUUCAAAUUCAGUAAACGAGUUCUUGCUGCUGUUUGUGGUGAGUCUGGUGACACUUCUCAGUUUUCGGAAUUCGUUCAACAAAACAUGCAGUUGUAUGAAAUAAGAAACGGGUACGAGUUAACUCCUAGUUCAGCUGCCAAUUUUACCAGAAACAAUAUGGCAGAAUCUCUUCGUAGUCGGUCACCGUACUUUGUUAAUCUACUUAUCGCUGGAUUUGACCCUCAGACAGGUCCUGAGCUAUACUUUUUGGAUUACUUAGCGUCCUUAAUUAAAGUCCCCUUCGCGGUGCAUGGAUAUGGUGCUCUUGUUGCCUUGAGUAUCCUAGAUCGUAUGCACCGUCCAGAUAUGACUGUGAGUGAAGCUGUUGCACUGUUGCGUUUGUGUAUUCAGGAAGUUCAAAAACGUCUUGUUAUAAAUCUUGAUCGAUACAUGGUCCGUAUUGUCACCAAAGAUGGUAUUGAGGAGCUACCUGACCUGACUGACUUUGCUGUAAAAGAAUAA
Molecule: messenger RNA, 606 nt
Organism: Schistosoma turkestanicum
Lineage: Eukaryota; Metazoa; Platyhelminthes; Trematoda; Strigeidida; Schistosomatidae
Source: the annotation of a GenBank genome assembly